CGUACGUCUUGCUACACAGACGAAAUAUAAACAAAACAUGCAUUAAAACGAUGCUGAAAGUUAAUCUAUGAUAUCGUUUAGCGGUAUGAUCGCUUGAAUGAAAAAGUUGUAUUUCAGAAAUGACACAAUCCAUUGUUAUUCAGGUUGGCCAGUGUGGCAACCAGAUAGGCUGCAGGUUCUGGGAUCUGGCUCUGAGAGAGCAUGCUGCAGUAAAUAAGCAUGGCACCUAUGAUGAGGCUCUGUGCAGUUUCUUCCGCAAUGUGGAUGACCGGUUUGACGACCCAGCUGACAUCCCACUGCAGCAAGGGAAGGGGAAAAUCAAGUCACUAAAAGCAAGGGCGGUGCUGGUGGAUAUGGAGGAGGGAGUUGUCUCAGAGAUGAUGAAAGGCCCACUGCGAGAAGUGUUUGACUUCAAACAGCUACUCACUGAUGUGUCUGGGGCUGGGAAUAACUGGGCUGUUGGCCACAAGAUGUAUGGCAGUCAGUAUAGAGAACAUCUUAGUGAUAUUGUCCGACGAGCAGCAGAGUUCUGUGACUGUCUACAAUGCUUCUUCAUCAUACAUUCCAUGGGUGGGGGCACUGGGUCAGGAGUUGGAACUUAUAUUCUCAAUCUUCUGGCUGAUGAAUACCCUGAUGUCUACAGGUUUGUAACUGCUGUCUACCCGUCCAUUGAUGAUGACGUGAUUACUUCCCCUUACAACAGUGUGCUUGCCAUGAGAGAACUCACUGAGAAAGCUGACUGUGUUCUACCCAUUGAAAACCAGGCUUUGGUAGGCCUUGUGAACAAAGUGAAUCAAGCACUCCCGCCUGCUAAGACUGGGAAGCGUAUGUACACGAACAUGUCAGACGUCAAACCUGGCAGCGCCAUAACAACAAGUGACGGGGGUGUGGUAAAACCAGCCAAUGAGAAGCCUUUUGACUCCAUGAACAACAUCGUAGCCAAUCUGCUGCUGAACAUGACCAGCUCAGCGAGGUUUGAGGGUUCCCUGAAUGUGGAUCUGAAUGAGAUCACCAUGAAUUUGGUUCCGUUUCCACGGUUACACUACCUGGUGUCCAGCCAGUCUCCGCUGUUCACUCUGUCUGAUGUACACCUGCCUCCGAGAAGACUGGACCAGAUGUUUUCUGAUGCGUUCUCAAAGGACUACCAACUGUUGAGCACAGAUCCCAAGCACAGUCUUUACCUGGCAUGUGCACUCAUGGUACGGGGAAAUGUGGAGGUGUCGGAUGUACGCAGAAAUAUUGAGAGAUUAAAGCCCAGCCUGAAGUUCAUCCACUGGAACACAGAGGGCUGGAAGACAGGGCUGUGUUCUGUGGCCCCUGUGGGGCAGCCUUACUCCCUGCUCACCCUGGCCAACAACACCUGUAUCCAUGGCAACUUCACAGAACUCAAGGACAGAUUUGUGAAGCUUUACAAACGGAAGGCUCACAUUCAUCACUACACGAGUGUGGAUGGUAUGGAGUUAUCAGACUUUGCUCAGAGCCUGGAGUCCAUCAACUCAAUCAUCCAGGAAUACUCAGACCUCGAGAAACAGAUGAACAAUCCUCCCCCACCCGAGCCACGCCUCCAAGUCCUCACUUGAUCCAUUGAGGGGUGUUCAUAAAGUGUCCAGUACUUUCUUGAAGGAGCAUUUUAGUUAUCAAUCAUAGACAGUGUGGGAUUUUUUAUACGGAUCUUACCCCAAGAAGUUCUCACUUGAUCUUUUGCGUGGUGUUUAUUAACGAUCCAGAACUUUCAUUAAGAAGAAUGGUAGUGAACAAUUGAAGAUAAUGAGGUAUUUGGUAACAUGAGCUUACACUUGGUGGAACCAACAAGAUUGUUGAAAGUUAAACAAAUCUUGUGUGGGAUGUUCCAUAAAGAUCCAACACAUGAAAUCGGACUACUGAAAUUAUAAUAAUUCUUAUUGCGAAUGAUGUGGGAUAUUAAAUAAGGAACCAGUUUUUAAUCAAAGCUGGAGGACUGUGUUCCACCAUUGAAGCCACACCUUCAAAAGCUUACAAAGCUCAUCAGUGGCACUCAAUAAUGAGCCAGUUGUUCAUUCAGAGGCAUCAUUGAUGAGGUGGGCCAUUCAAUGAGGAUUUACUUGGUUGAAUUAGAGAGCUUGUUGACAAAAACAUAUUAAAUAUUGGAAUGUGUUCAGAAAUGUUUUAGAACUUGGUUGAUGGCGCAUUUCAUGAUUAGUGAUGUACAACCCAAAAUGGAGUCCACAAUUUGGCAUUUAUAAAGUAAAGAUGUGGUACAUAAUGGAUACCUUGCUUGGUCAAAUGCUGAGUUGAAGGAGAGAAGUGAACUUUCUUUUAUCUGUGUAUUAAUAAAAACCAAAAGCUGAA
Molecule: messenger RNA, 2328 nt
Organism: Dreissena polymorpha
Lineage: Eukaryota; Metazoa; Mollusca; Bivalvia; Myida; Dreissenidae
Product: tubulin epsilon chain-like
Exons: 11
Coding region: 120-1580 (486 amino acids)
Biological process (GO): microtubule cytoskeleton organization; mitotic cell cycle
Cellular component (GO): microtubule; cytoplasm
Molecular function (GO): GTP binding; structural constituent of cytoskeleton
Source: RefSeq, a predicted model, not a curated record